Messenger RNA from Arabis nemorensis, 255 nucleotides. Lineage: Eukaryota; Viridiplantae; Streptophyta; Magnoliopsida; Brassicales; Brassicaceae. The record is from the annotation of a GenBank genome assembly.
AUGUCACCUAGCACGAAGACUGAGGUAGCCACAAAUGGAGGAGAUCUUACUUCAUCGAAGAUAGAUGGUGUUAGACAACUUGAUGUUGUUCCUCGUGUGGUAACGUUUCUUUCCAGGGAAUUCUUCCCCGAACUUCAGCUCAACAAUAUUGCUGCAGGAACAUCAGAGGACACAAAAGCCGUUGUUGAAAGUGGUGCUGUUCCGAUAUUCAUCAAAAACUUCUCGGCUAUGCUAAUGAGGAUGUCCGCGAACUAG